CCGAAGUCGAAAAGUAAGUCAGAGGGGAAAGAAUGUCUUGAAGAGAUGCCGGUUUUCUCGUCUCCCCCUCCUCGAAGAAUGGUAGCGCCCAUUCAGAACUCUCCUGCCUUUCCCCCCGCUGCGUGGUGGAGACCCGGAGAUAACGGGGAAGAGGAGGCUAUAGGUGCCCGCCGGAUCGUAGCAGGGCGCUUUUCUUAAAAGUACUUUUCUGGGUCCGGUCCCCGCUCUCCUUCCCUCCGCCCUUCUGAACAGUCCUUGAGAAGAUGGACGGGGUCUUACUGGGAUGGACCGCUGUCCUGUGGCUAACAGUUGUGAUUGAAGGACUGCUGGUCAGGGUGCCUGAAAAGAAAAGGGUAGCGAUGCUUUUUCAGCCUGUUGUGCUUCGAUGCCAUUUUUCAACCUCCUCCACUCAACCAGCUGUAGUGCAAUGGAAAUUCAAGUCCUAUUGCCAAGACCGCAUGGGAGAAGCUUUAGGCGUGGUCUCUGCAGGGAUACAGGCAGUGAGCAAGAGGAACUUGGAAUGGGACCCCUACGUGGACUGCGUUGACAGCAGGAGAACAGUUCGCAUUGUGGCUUCCAAGCAGGGUUCUGCAGUCACAAUUGGAGAAUUCUACAAGGGGCGAGAUGUCACCAUUGUCCAUGAUGCAGACCUCCACAUAGGAAAAUUGAUGUGGGGAGACAGCGGUCUGUACUACUGCAUCAUUAUCACACCGGACGAUGUGGAGGGUAAGAAUGAGGAGUCAGUGGAGCUGCUUGUUCUGGGCAGGACAGGGCUGUUUGCUGAUCUCUUGCCCAGUUUUGCUGUGGAUAUUAUGCCAGAAUGGGUGUUUGUGGGCUUGGUGAUCCUGGGUGCUUUUCUCUUUUUUCUCCUGGUUGGGAUUUGCUGGUGCCAGUGUUGCCCUCAUAGUUGCUGUUGCUAUGUCCGCUGCCCCUGCUGUCCGGAUACCUGCUGCUGUCCACGCGCAUUAUAUGAGGCAGGAAAAGCUGCAAAGGCUGGAUAUCCUCCAGCAGUUACAUCAAUCCCUGGGCCUUACUAUAUUCCCACAGUUCCAGUGGCUGGCGCCCCAUCACAUCCUGCCAUGAUGGAGAAAUCGCACCUUCCUCCGUUGGCACCCAGCGAAUCCGGCACAGGAGGCCAAAGUGUACGCAAAGGCUACCGAAUCCAGGCGGACAAAGACAGAGAUUCAAUGAAGGUGCUGUACUAUGUUGAGAAGGAACUGGCUCAGUUUGACCCAGCAAGGAGGAUGCGAGAAAGAUACAAUAAUACCAUCUCAGAGCUUAGCUCCUUGCAUGAGCAAGAUGCCAACUUUCGCCAGUCUUACCGUCAGGUGCGCAGAAAGCCACUCCCUCCUCCAGGAGGUCUCCCGGAUGGUGAUGCAGAGUACUGGGCCGGGGUUGUCAGUGGAGGGAGUAUGUCCAGACCACAAACCAGCUCUGAUUACAAGGAGGAGAGGGGCAGCUUCAGACUUAGUCAGCAGAGAUCAAAGUCGGAGAGGCUCUCACGAAAGAGUUUCUCCAUGGGAGUGCCAGCUGUCUCCAUGGAUGAACUUGCAGCUUUUGCAGAGUCUUACAGUCAGCGUGUCCGUCGGACAGAGGGCAGUCAGGAACCCCGGCGCUUUGAGAGAUCAGGAUCCCGUAGUGCACGUGGAGGGGCAGUGCAGCACCAGGACAACUCAUCGGAUGAAUAUUAUGGCUCACGAAGGGGAAACCAUGAGCCACUGACAGAUUCAGAUCAGGGCUGGUCAUACAGUCCCCCCCGAAGACGUACCUAUGAAGAGAAACACCUGCCUAGGCUAGUGUGCCGUACACCUGGAGGGAGUCAAAAGUAUGACCAUUCUUACCUAACCAGUGCCCUUGAAAGGAAAUCACGAAGCUAUGAUGAGAGUGGCGAGCAUAGUGAGACACCUUCAAAGCUUAGCUCCCAUUCCAGCCAGAGAGGUGGGACAUACUAUGCCUGGUCACCACCAUCAACUUACAAAGCAGGGCAGCAGCAGCAGCAGCAGCAACCUCCACAGCAGGAAGAAGGAGAAGAUGCUCUGCCACCAUACAGUGAGAGGGAGUUGAGCCGGGGUUCUUCGUACAGAAGCAGAGAACAAUCUAACCUCAAUUCUUCAGAGAAAAAAAGGAAAAAAGAACCAAAGAAAACAAAUGAGUUUCCAACAAGGAUGUCUCUUGUGGUGUGAUACUGUCUUAGAAGGACAGUAUUAAUGGACUGAUAAACCAGAAGCUCUCAGAGCUACUUGGACUGCGAGGAAUGUGCGGUGUCACCAGAUGUUGAAGACUCUUGUCUGUUUUGUUGUGGACCUGGAGGACGUGGAUGAAAGCCAGUUCCAACCAACUGCUCUCCCCCAGCGUACCUCUUAUAAAAUAACAGCUCACUUCACCCGGAAAUAAAGGGGUGGGGGUGUUUGGGGUUUGCUACACGUGUCCUUGAAUUUCAUUCCAUGAGGAAUGUCUGUACUUUAAUCCUCCUCUAAACCUGCAGUACUGAAGGAGCUGCCAUCUUGUACAGUAUAUAUUCCCACUCCCUUAUUACAUACUUCUCACAUGUGUUGCUUUGCAUCCUACGUUUGGAAGGGAAAGUUGCCACAGGUUUCAGGUCUUCUCAUCACUUGCCCUUUCUCUCCUAUUUUGAGAGAAAUAAGGAACUCAUUUAACAUUUGGAGGAGCCCCAGUCAUUAAAGUGGUGUUUUCGAGACAAAUUGCAAAAAAGGAAACCUUCAUCCUUUGGAAAUGACCCCCAAACUGCAACCUGGGACAGUGCAUUAUGAAGGACAGGGUAAUAAAAGACAUUUUGGAGCUGUUUUUUUUUUUUUUAAAGGCCUGCUCAUUCAGUAAUUGGAGCCACCAAGUAAGAUUAAUGUUUUGUUUUGGAAGUGAAACUCCGUAGAUUUUGCUGUAGUGAGAGUGUGCCAUGUUAUUUCACUGUUGUCUGAUAUGAUGUAUCAGCGUUGCCUUACAGUUGAACUAUAGCCAUAAAAGGCUUCAGCUGGGAGUGCUGAUUGGUCCUACUGUAAGCAGAAUUCAUGCUCAGAUUCUGCUGACAGUACUCUCUGGACAAUUACUGUUUUUUAAAGCCAACUGAUAAACAUGAACAGAGCUAGAAAGAAAAAAUCAGGAUGCAAAAGAAAGGAAUAGCCAUUGCUUUUAUACUUCUACAGGGACCAGCCUUACUACUUUCAGGUAAUUGGCUGAGGCCAUUCAAUAAGGCAACACAAGCUAUGAACAAUAAAUAUGUUGGAUGAAA
Eublepharis macularius is the source of this 3247-nucleotide messenger RNA. RefSeq names its product immunoglobulin like domain containing receptor 2 (gene ILDR2). Lineage: Eukaryota; Metazoa; Chordata; Lepidosauria; Squamata; Eublepharidae. The transcript has 10 exons. Gene Ontology annotation, biological process: pancreas development. The record is from RefSeq and is a predicted model, not a curated record. Gene Ontology annotation, cellular component: membrane. Bases 264 to 2183 code for a protein of 639 amino acids.